AUGACAGAAACGAUCAAAGACUACAUUACGCGCAUUACCCGGUUAGUUAAUCAAAUCAAAUCUUGUGGGGAAACGAUUCUUGAGCAGAAUGUUGUAUCGAAAGUAUUGCGUUCGUUGACGUCGCGUUUCGACAACAUAAUUGUGGCUAUUGAAGAAUCAAAGGAUCUAACAACUUUGAGCAAGGAUGAAUUGCAAAGCUCGUUAGAGGCACAUGAACAAAGGAUGGAUGAGAGAGGCGCCGACAAAGCCAAAGCGGAGAUUGCUUUGCAAGCGCAUUUCAAUGAAAAGAAUAAGAGGUCGAAAGGAAAAUUUGCGGCGAGAGGUAAAUCAAUUUUUCAGAAAUUUGGUUCAAACGAUUCGCAAAAUUCAAAGUAUUCGACGGGUGAAAAGGGUGAAAGUAGCUCCAAGGAUAGUGGUCAUAGCAAUGGUUUUAAGAAGCGUGAUGUCAAUAAGAUGCAAUGCUACAAGUGCAGAAAGUUUGGACACUUUGCAAAUUCGUGUCGUGGUAAAUCGAAUGAGAAUCACAACAAUGAAGCCAAGGUUGCUAGGGGAGAGGUAGAUGAUGAGGACACACUUCUAGUAAUGAUCACGGAGGAGAGAUAUGAUAUUACAGAUGUUCUGGGCAGCAGCUAUAGUAGUGACAGUUUGCGGGACAGCAGUUGUACCGUUCCGGAAAAUAGCGAGAAAAUGCAUUCGGAUCGAAGUGCAUUGGUUACUGUUCAUGAUGGAGUCCAAGGGAGAGAUGAGUGGUACUUGGAUUCCGGUUGUUUCAACACAUAUGACGGGUCGAAAAGAUUGGUUUGUGCAAAUCAAUCAAGCGGCAAAAAGUAA
Messenger RNA from Lathyrus oleraceus (garden pea), 831 nucleotides. RefSeq lists its product as uncharacterized. Lineage: Eukaryota; Viridiplantae; Streptophyta; Magnoliopsida; Fabales; Fabaceae. The coding region runs from base 1 to 831 and encodes 276 amino acids. The transcript has a single exon. The record is from RefSeq and is a predicted model, not a curated record. Gene Ontology annotation, molecular function: zinc ion binding; nucleic acid binding.